This is a messenger RNA of Peromyscus maniculatus bairdii (prairie deer mouse), 665 nucleotides long. It is a transcript of the gene Ppp1r27, whose product is annotated as protein phosphatase 1 regulatory subunit 27. Gene Ontology annotation, molecular function: phosphatase binding. Lineage: Eukaryota; Metazoa; Chordata; Mammalia; Rodentia; Cricetidae. The record is from RefSeq and is a predicted model, not a curated record.
CAGCCAGAGAGCUAACACACUGAUCUGGUCUGGCUGGCAUACUUCCCACUCUUACCUGCUGAAGUAGGGUCCCCACAGAGAUAGCCCACCCCAACCCCAGGAUGCCCAGCAGAACUGCCCGCUAUGCCCGCUACAGCCCCAGACAACGGCGGCGGCGGCUGUUGGCUGAUCGCAGUGUGCGUUUCUCUAAUGAUGUUCUCUUCUUGGACCACAUCCGCCAAGGCGACCUGGAGCAGGUGGGGCGCUUUAUCCGGGCUCGGAAAGUCUCCCUGGACACUAUCCACCCCUCAGGCCUGGCUGCCCUGCAUGAAGCUGUGCUCUCUGGAAACCUGGACUGUGUGAAGUUGCUGGUCAAAUAUGGUGCUGACAUUCACCAGCGGGAUGAGACUGGCUGGACACCUCUGCAUAUUGCUUGCAGUGAUGGGUACCCUGACAUAGCCAAGUAUCUCAUCUCUUUGGGAGCAGACAGAGACGCAGCCAAUGAUGAUGGCGAUCUGCCCUCCGACCUUAUUGAUCCAGACUUCAAGGACUUGGUGGAACUCUUCAAAGGAACCAGCAUGGACUGAGCCACCCCUGACCUUUGUGGGUUUGUGCCUGCUGGAGAAGAGGCAAGGACCUUGCCCCAGGGGCCAGGGUGUGCCCAAUGAACAUGCCCGUGAGGCAGC